AUAUUGAACUGUAGUCCAAAGAGGCUCCUCUGGCCUGUCGUAACUUCAUACAAUUGUGUUUAGAAGAUUAUUAUAAUGAUACCAUAUUCCACAGAGUCGUUUUUGUUUGUAGCUCAAGGUGGUGAUCCCACUGGUACAGGAGAAGGUGGUGAAUCUAUUUAUGGUUCGCCAUUUAAAGAUGAGUUUCAUCAGAGACUCAAGUUCAAUAGACGUGGUCUGGUGGGAAUGGCCAAUGGAGGAAAGAAUGAUAAUACCUCACAGUUCUUUAUAACGCUGGGAAGAACUGAUGAACUUAAUAAUAAGAAUACAUUAUUUGGGAAGGUGAGGGGUGUGGUUAAUAAUGGUUGAUGGGCAGGGUUUUCUUUA
Molecule: messenger RNA, 366 nt
Organism: Amphimedon queenslandica
Lineage: Eukaryota; Metazoa; Porifera; Demospongiae; Haplosclerida; Niphatidae
Product: peptidyl-prolyl cis-trans isomerase CWC27 homolog
Exons: 4
Coding region: 76-348 (90 amino acids)
Biological process (GO): protein peptidyl-prolyl isomerization
Cellular component (GO): catalytic step 2 spliceosome
Molecular function (GO): peptidyl-prolyl cis-trans isomerase activity
Source: RefSeq, a predicted model, not a curated record